AUGGCUGGGACCAUCUCAGUCCAGAAGCAGGCUAAGCCUCCCUUAGCCCUCAAUGCAGACUUAAAAUGCUGUAAAGUCAAAGCUUUAGAGGAGGAGGAGGAGGAGGAGAAACCUGGGGCCAGCUUCAUGGUGUGUAACAGGCGACAAGGAGCAGAUGUCACGGUGAGAAAGCAUCCUCACCAGAAGCAGCCCGCAACGCCUCCUGCUUUGCUGAUGCAGCGUCUGCUGCACUCCCCUGAGCAAACAUACCGAACUCCAAAAGUGAAAGAGGAACUCAAUGCAAAAGCAACUGCAGUGUGCCUGGGUGGCACCUGGCAGUCAGGGGAAGACCCAACAAGGAAACUCACCCGCCGCGCUGCGGCUUCGCGGCCAGCAGGGCUGGGACAUACUCGCCGCCCGCUUCCGCACCGGGGACAGCUCCUGCCUCUCCAACUCCCGCAGCUCUUCCCGACGUCUUGCCGCGGACUGUGCCUCACAGGCUGCGGGAGGGGAGAGUGUCUCCCCACGCCGGGGUCCCGGCCUCUGGGUUUUAGGGAGCGCGAAUGGGUCUCCGAGAGCAUCGGGAGCAGCAGGUGGCGCCUCAGGCUGCGGUGGCCACGAGACCGACUGCACUACGGCGUUGCGGGACCGCGCCAGCGCGGAGGAGACCGAGCCCAUCUCAGCAGGCCGGGCCGGACCCAGGCCUCUGACCUCAUCCACCAAGAACCUGCCAGAGUUCCUUCCGGAGUCCCACCAACAGGUGCUCAGCAGAAUCUGCACCGAGGAGCAUUGGAAAGAUCUGACCCACCUGCCAACAUCCUACCAGAACCCGAAAGUCACCAAUUGGGAUUUAUGUCUUUGGAUCCUGAAGUUUUAACCAUUGACAAUGUUGAAUUUUACCUGAGCCCUGUGCUUCUGGAAAAGAGGGAAGGUCAAGCCAUCCCCCACUGUCUUAAUCAAUUCAGGCUGCUAUAGCAAAAAAUAUCGCAGCCUGGGUGGCUUAAACAGCAAACAUUUAUUUCUCACAGUUCUGGAGGCUGGAGGUCUGAGAUCAGGGUGCCAGCAUGACUGGGUUCUGUUGAGGAACCUCUUCCUGGUUACAUCUUCACAUGGCCUUUCCCUGGUGGGUGCACCCAGGAAAAGAGAUCUCAUGUCUUCUUCUCUUUUUAUAAGAGCACUAAUCCCAUCAUGGGGGCUCUAACCUGGUCCCACCUCCAAAUACCAUUACUUUGGGGAUUAAUAUUUCAACAUAUGAAUGAGGGGGAGGGCACAAACAUCCUUUUGUGUUGUGGAAAAUGGUUUACCACAAAAAACCACCCUUCCCCAUAUGACUAAGAAAAGACUCACAGAUGCCUCCUUGCUUAUCUAUGACAAGGCUAGACACAGACCUUUCAAAUUCCAAUUUUUUGCUUCAUAAACAAACUGUUAUGAACUGUCAUGAAGGACAUAGGACAAAAUAAGAAGUUAACCAAACUUGGCUGAAUGUGGUGGCUCACACCUGUAAUCCCAGCACUUUGGGAGGAUGAGACGGAUGGAUUACUUGAGGUCAGGAGUUCAAGAGCAGCCUGGCCAACACAGCGA
This is a messenger RNA of Piliocolobus tephrosceles (Ugandan red Colobus), 1560 nucleotides long. RefSeq lists its product as uncharacterized. Bases 1 to 954 code for a protein of 317 amino acids. The transcript has 5 exons. Lineage: Eukaryota; Metazoa; Chordata; Mammalia; Primates; Cercopithecidae. The record is from RefSeq and is a predicted model, not a curated record.